Messenger RNA from Clunio marinus, 4584 nucleotides. The record is from the annotation of a GenBank genome assembly. Lineage: Eukaryota; Metazoa; Arthropoda; Insecta; Diptera; Chironomidae.
AUAUUCGUCUACCUAUUACUUAUAAUGUAUCAGAUAAACUUAUCAGUAUGCUGGAAAUUGGAUAAUUAUAAUAUUUUGUACGCAAAUCAAGAUAUUUUAUACAAUUGCCCUUUAAAUUCGAUGUGUCGCUGUUUUCCCAACGAUACAAAGUUGCUGGAAAUCAACUGUAACGAAGUGACUUUGUAUAAAUUUCCAGAGUUUUUACAUGGUACGAUUAGACAUAUUGAAAUGUCUCAUACGCUAAUACAGAAUGUAGAUGAUGAAACAUUUCAAGGACUGCGUUUAGAGUCGCUCAAAUUAGUUAAUAACAAAUUGAUAGAAUUUUCUGAGAAAAGUUUUAGCUUUAUGACGCAUUCGCUGAUAUCGUUAGAUAUAUCAGGAAAUCUCUUUCAAUCAGUACCAUUAGAAUCAAUAAAAUCAAUUCACACUCUAAGUAGACUGAUAGCACAAAGAAAGGCUUCAAUUAUACUUUCAAUUCAUAGUUUAUCUUCAUCUCAUUUUACCUUUUUUUCUAUCUUUUAUUCUAUUCACAGAAACUUUAUACAACAUCUCGAUGGUAAUUGGGGUAAUUUAGCUGAUUCCUUACGAAGUUUGCAUUUAUCCGAAAACUCAAUUAGUGAAAUAACUUUUAAUCACGAUGAAAAGAAACAUAAUUAUUCGACAUCAGCUUUAUCUUCAUUACCCGCAUUGAUUCAGAUGCAUCAUCCUAUCGUGCCAGAAUCAUCAACAACGGGAAAGCAACAACCGUAUAAAACUUUCUCAAAACUUAAGAAAUUGGUGUGGCUCGAUUUAAGCUCGAAUCGUAUUCAGCACAUAGGAUCAAAUACACUUCCAAAGACUUUAGUAACAUUAGAUUUAUCGAGGAACUUACUAUCGAUGUUUCCUACAAAUAUGUUGGAACAUCUACAUGACCUAAGGAUAUUGUCAUUGCGAGACAAUUUAUUAACAAAAUUAAACGACAUCAACUUUCAAACAUUCAAAACACAUCUAGAAAAGAUCGAUUUGAGUCAAAAUAACAUCGAUGAAUUACCAGGUCAUUUAUUCAAUAGCACGACACCCAUAAAAGCCAUUAAUUUUGAUAAGAAUUUUAUAACUUACGUGCCAUCGGAGGCAUUUAGAAACAUGAAUAUUGUGCAUUUAGUCCUAUCAUAUAAUCAUUUGAAAGACAUCGAUUUAAAUGCAUUUGCAACGUUGGAAGAGAGUCUUGAAUAUCUUGACUUGGAACGGAAUUUCUUAACGACCAUCCCAAUGGCCAUUUACAAUCUGAACAAAUUACGCUACCUUUACUUCACAUCAAAUGCAAUAAGUUCAGUUGAUAUGCUUCCAGCAACAUUGAAAGUGUUAUCAUUGAGCAGCAAUAACUUUAGUCGAAUACCGGUUGAAGUUCUUAUCAAUUGCACUGAGCUAUCAUAUCUUAACAUGGGAUACAAUAAGCUUACAAAUAUCGAUUCGAAUAGUUUUGUUGGAUGGGGAAGUGAAAUUCAGACACUCUUACUUCGAAACAAUAAAAUUUCUGAUCUUGAAUAUGGCGCUUUCAACGGUCUCGACUCGAUUAAGGAAAUCAGUUUGAGUUUCAAUGAUAUUCACAAUAUUCAUCCAUUGGUGUUUGAGAACGUAUCGAAGUCAUUAAAAAUUCUCGAGCUAUCAUUUAGUAUUUACAGUGAGGAUUAUCCACAAGAAGCUAUCUCAUAUCUCAACGAACUUAUGUGGCUCGGAUUGGACAAUAACAAUUUGAAACUAAUACCGGACGAUUCGUUAUCGACCCUUUUCGAGUUGACUUACAUAAACUUAUCAUUCAAUCGCUUAACGCUGAUCCCUCAGCAACUUUUUUUGGUUGAUAUUCAUCGAAAUUUGCUCGAAAUCGAUUUGUCGUAUAAUGCGAUAGAGAAAAUAACAUCGCAAACAUUCAACGGAUUGGAAUUGCUGCAAUUAAUCAAUUUAUCAUCAAAUAAGAUCAAGUCUAUAGAGAAGUCAUCGUUCCAUCAUCUACCCUACUUGACUUACAUCGACUUGACGUACAAUCAGUUGAGAAAUUUAAGCGAAAAUGCUUUCGAAUUUCUGCCAAAUCUUCUUAGCAUAGAAUUAAUGUUCAACAAUCUUUUCACGUUCUCAUUAAAAUGCUUUAAACACGUUUCGAACACAUCAACACCCAUGUCAAUAAACAUCAGCAACAAUGCAAUCCAUCAUUUUGACGGUGAGUUAAGUACAUAUCUCUACAUUCAUUCAUUGGAUGCCAGUAACAAUCAAUUGAGUGAACCACAAGCAUUUAAAAACAUUGGCUAUUCGCUAAGAGUUCUCUACCUAAAUGGAAAUAAUUUGAGUCUUUUGGGAAAUCACGCGUUUGGAGAUUUGCCGCUUUUGGAAAUUUUAAAUUUAGCCUUCAACAACAUUACUUCACUGCGAAGGAGAAGUUUCCAAGGACUUUCAAAUCUGCAAGAGCUCGACUUGAGCUAUAAUAAAAUUGAGUCGCUUCAGGUUGAACAAUUUUUCAAUUUAAAGAAAUUGCGAUAUUUGAAAUUGAACAACAACAAUAUUCGAAGUUUGCCACGUGACGUUUUUCUCAACACGCGCAUUGAAUAUCUCGAUUUAUCAAACAAUUACAUAUCGAUAUGGCCAGUCAAUUCCUUCUCGGAUGUCGGAUUUACGCUUCGUUCAGUUCGCAUAAACGCAAAUCAACUGGAAUAUUUAGACUCAACGAUGUUUAUGAACACACAGUAUUUGACAGAGCUGAACUUAUCGUAUAAUCAAUUGAAGAUUUUACCUGACAACACGUUUUCAACACUAAAUAAUUUGACAUCAUUAGAUUUGAGCUUUAAUCCUUUGAUAACAGCAAAUUUUCGAGAAUUACUUUUAAACGUUCCACAACUUAGAUUUCUUAAUUUAAAGUCUACGGGUUUGUAUUCAGUGCCGACAAUGUAUUUGACGUACCUAAUUGAGCUUGAUUUGAGUAAGAAUCAAAUUCAAGAUGUUGACUCUCUUCUUGACUUGAAAUACUUGAGAAAAUUAAGUCUUUCAGAUAAUAAAAUUUUUAAUAUAACAACAUUGGCACGUAACUUGCCGCCGUCAUUGCGUUCGCUUGACAUCUCAAGAAAUCCUAUUCGGAAAAUUUCACUGCAUGAUUUCACGCCAAUAAGACGUCUGGAAGAGAUGGCAAUAGAAGAUGUAAAGAUAUCAAACACAGAUGCUUUCAUUAAAUUGCAUAGCUUGAAAGUACUACGGAUAUGUUCGCAACAUAAUUUAAGCGACAUCAUAUCGAAAAUGCGCGGUUUACGUGAACUCUACAUCACCGUUUACGAUCAUCGAUUAGAUGGGAAAUAUUUUGGUAAAAUGUUGUCAAAUACAAAGCUCAAUUUAAUUGAUAUUAGCGGACAUAAAUUGCGAUCAAUUUCUUCAAAUGCAUUUCAUGGUUUGGCACGAAAUUUGUAUUUGAAAAUUCGAAUUCGGAAAACGAUGAUUAGUGAUUUACCGACAAAUCUAUUUUAUGCCUUAAAACAUAUACCAAAAUUGUCAAUCGACCUUAUUGAUAACAAAUUGUCGAGGUUUUCGCCCGAUAUAUUCUAUCCUAACACGAGCGCUUGGGACGCUGUUGGAACGAGAAGCAUUAUGGGUGGAAUUAGUACGAUGGGAAACACAUUGCCAUGUGAUUGUGAUCACGUCUGGUAUGGACAUUGGUUAAGACGCUGGCUACGUGAGACGGCACAAGUUAAUGUAGUAACAAAAGAUGAAGCCAAGCGAAUGCUCAAGAGAGCUCGACAAAGUACGUGCAUCGAUCUGAUGAGUGGGAAGCGUAUCUCAUUUCUGGAAAUAUUCCCAGAGGACCUCUUAUGUCAUGCAUCAGCAUUAAGUAGCUUAGGACUCACAUUGAAAUUUAAGUAUUUGUUAUUAUAUCUCAGUGCAGUUGCAUUUUUUUCGUGGAGAACUUUUUUGUAAAAUUUUAUAAAUAGAAACAACAUUUAUUUUUCUUAAUGUAAUCCCUGAUGAUAAAUGAAUGAAUUAGUUGAAAAUUUAAUAAGUUUAAUGAGAAAAACUUUUUCAAGUUUUUCAAAUAUAGGAAAAAAUAAUUUCAGUGACGGCAACGUUAAUUAAUUUUUAAAUGAUAUUUUAAUUUCCCAAAUGCACUAAAAUUUCACCAAACAAUGUCAAAUAAAGUAAUUAAAACAUUGGUAGGUGAAUAUAGAUCAAGAAUCGUGAUCUUUGUAGAAAAUUUCCUUGAAAACUAUUAACAUAAAUAUAAGAAAUGAUUUAAUUAGAUAUUAAUGGAAAAGUAACAUAAAAUGAAAGCAUAACUUUUUAUAUCGGUCCGUUAGAUUUUAAGUCUUUAUCAAGAAGCGACAUCGUCGUUCAUUUAGAAUCAAUUUUCACCGACUGUGUUUUCCAAACAUCCUAACAUUACUUUUUUUCCAAAUUAAAACUUUCACAGUGAAAAGCAUGAAAAUGAAACUGAUUUAUGUGAUAUGAAGAAGAAAAUUCUAUUGUAAUUUUUUGUAAAUAACUUCUGGAAAAGAAGAAAUGAAAUAAAGAAAGAAAAACAUGUUCACUUUAGGGAAUUUUUCAAGGCACAAAGAAUAAAAAAAGAAAGAAAAA